CAAAAAAAAAAGAAAAAGAAAAAAGGAGUUUGGGGUGAGGUUGGCUAAAUAAAUAUUUAACUAAUCUCCACGUGACCAAAGCAAUAAUUCCAGAUCUGUGUCAUUGGACAAAACACCGUUCCAGUUCGCAUUAUUGGCGUGUCGGUCUUGCGCACCUUGUCUUCAGCAGUAUAACAAAGCAGUACUAGGUUUUGAGCUGUGAUCCGGGGGACGAAUGUCUGGCAAGAAACCCACCCCUCGCCGGCGCGGACGCCCAUCAAGAGCAAGCACCGCAGGAAGUGCCUCCGACCAUGAGCUGGCUGGCAUGUCGUCGAACCCCGCAGAUAUAUUCAAGGACAUGAGCAGUGCUGUUGAAAAGCGCAACAAGGACAAAUGGCAGAGACUCCGCGCGCAGCACAAAUCUCAGGUUAAGAAGACAGAGGAAGUGAUUCAAUCAAUGGCUCAUUCGAAUAAAUUGGCCCUCAUAAGGCACCGGAGAGCUCAGAUUAAACGCCUGUUAGACCUUGUCAAGAAGAGGACAGAAAUCGAGAUGGAGAUUGUGGCCAACAUGCAGAGGCUGGGUGAUCUGUACGAAGCUGCUAGCAGCGAACUGAAUUCUGUGCUGACGAGCCGGCUGUCCUACCUCCAGUGAGUGAAACACUGGCGACAUAUGGAUGGAUGAGAUAUGUAUCCUUAAGAUUUAGCGAUAUAGCCCUCCGUGGGUGGGAUCUACGAGGGUAUGAUACUUACGUUGUUACUGUUUCGAUCCUUCAAAGACCAGGCGUUCUUUCGGGUGGAAGAGAGCUUUAUACGGGUUAUUAUGGUAUCUCUAUGGAAUGGCAUCUUUUGGGCUCAUUUGCCUCUAUCUUAAUGCUGUUCUCCACAGCUGUAUGUUUAAUGAAUGCGGAGGGACUGAUGAGUGAUGUGUGUCUAAGACCCUAAGGAAGGAAUAGAUAUGGUCCUCGCCCAGCAUGCGCGUAUCUUUAUCGAUGUAUAUUAUAGACAUACGCUUUGUGUGGAUUAUUUAUGCACAUAUCUAAUGCAUUAUCAUGAUAUAUUUAUACAUUUAUCCUGAUUUUCUACAUUUUUUCUGCUCUAUUGGACAUAUUCUAUUUUUAGGUUGCGAUCUCUUCCAAUCUGGAGAAAUAGUAACAAAAC
Blastomyces gilchristii SLH14081 is the source of this 1137-nucleotide messenger RNA. RefSeq lists its product as uncharacterized. Bases 215 to 631 code for a protein of 138 amino acids. Lineage: Eukaryota; Fungi; Ascomycota; Eurotiomycetes; Onygenales; Ajellomycetaceae. The transcript is spliced from 3 exons. The record is from RefSeq and is a predicted model, not a curated record.